AUGAACCAUGCAUAUGGCUCUGCCGGAUGGCUACCUUUAUAUAUAACAGAAACAAAUUCAAUAUAUGAAUCGAUCACCGUUUCAUCAGACCUUCCUAAUGCAACAAUUUUAGGUCCAAAUUCGAAUUUUACAGAAAUACGCCUAAAUGGGCAUCCAGCUAAGCAAUUUGAUGUUUCUUCAUGCACAAACUACGAUUUUCUAGGCUGGGUAGUAGGAAUAAUUAAUACAGUUACUGUAAGUAGACUGAUUUUUUACUCAUUAGAAAAUUUAGAUACUCAGAAGCUUUCUUUCCUCAGUAACUUUGAUAAUUAUGUUCCAAAAACAAUAUAUCCGUUUAUAUUUCUACCAGAUAUAAAUUCAGAUAUGAUUUUAACAAAUGGAUAUUGUAUUUUAUCUACAAAGUUCCUUUCAACGUAUUCUGACUUCAAUUCUUUUAUUCCCAUACCAACAACAUACCAUUUAGUUGCAGCAAUUUGCUACGCUCUUACUUUUAAUGAGUAUGGACGAAAUAUUUACUUUAAGCCAUCAUUAACAUGGUUCUAUGUUGGAAUGAUGAGCUUUGCAGCAUCAAAUAAUAUGAUUUAUAUACUCGGAAGUAACGAAAUUGAUGCUUAUAACUAUACAUUGCUAAGAUAUCUUUAUAGAGCAGGUAAAAUAGAGAAAGACUAUAAUGAAUUCAAAGCAUUUGAAUGGAAUAUACAAAGUAAGCAUCGAAUUCAAGCUUUGUUCAUUGUAAAUGUCAUAUUUACUUUUAUUGAUGAAAGUAAAUACGAUUCGUUCAUUAGAAGUAUACCAGAAUAUAUAAAUUAUGAGAUACUUAUUAAUUAUUUGGCCCAAGUCAUUGAAAAUCCAGCUGAUUUCAUUGAUUUCUGGUUAUCUCCGAGAAUAUUACCAGUUAUAAGAGUCAAUUUCGACUACGAAAUUAACAAAAAGUUUAAAUCCCUCGGAAAUGCUAAUGUUAUGACAUUUUUGCUCACAAAAAGUGACUCAAUUCCAAUAUAUGCAUCUUGUACUAUUAAUUUCUUUUGCCAAACUGUUGGAUACAUCGAAGAUGUCAUAUUGAAUCUGAAUGGCGAAACAAAAACCUCAAUAUCCUUCCAUAAAAAGAGAAUUAGAAAAGUUUCGUCAAGUUCCCAACCAACACCAGUAGAUUCCAUAUUGUUUGCAUUAAUAGAAUCGAAUCCAAGGAUACCUGUUAUAUUUCUUCAUGAUUUUAACCCAACUUUCCUGGUUAAUAUUGUUAAAUCAUAUAAGUCCUCAGUUUUCUCACAACAUGAGGCUUUAAUGUCGCUAAACAGAUUUCUUCUAAAUUGCGGAGAAGAAGGAACUGAAGUUUUGGAUUAUUUCAAAGAAAUUCUUGAUGACAGUUCAGUUUUUUAUUCUUUGAAAUGCCAUGUUUUGAAGAUCUUGGCUGAUAUUUGCUUCCAAGAGAAUUUUAGCCGACUUCAGGAAGUUUCGAGGAAAAUUUUUGUUGAUUUCUUUCUCAACAAGAUCGCAGCGCCUGAUUCGCUUAGCUUACAAGAUGUUGAUAGCAUCCAUCCGUCAGUUGUCAUAUCUGUUUUUGAUGGUUUGGUCAGAUUUGGUCAAGUUAACGGCAGAUUUACUUCCUACGACUAUCUGAUGAAUAGUGUAUUACAAUCUAGUGGAACUAUGCUAGAACCAUACUUUAUUCAACAGCUAGAAAACGUUCACUUAUUAAAUAAAAAAGAAUCCAAGGAAUUAUCCUCUUUUUUAUUAGAAAUAAUAAAAGGAACGGAAGACCCAAUGCUUCAAAUCAUCGCUAUCAACUCUUGUCGUAGGUUUUGUGAUAAAACAAAGCCAGAUAUCAAAGAAGAGCUAGUGAAUACGUUUCUUGGCAUUAUUGAUAACAGAAGUCUCCAUUCAUCUGUCAGACAGGCCAUUGCAAGACUAAUUGUCUCAAUGCAGCCAGAACUUUCUGCAAUUGCAAUGUUAACUGUAAUAAAUGGAGAAUUUGAAAGUGAAAACCCAGACUAUUUGUUAAUAGAAAAUGUCCUCUCUUAUUUGAUCUACGCAAUUCCUUCUUGGGGAGAUUUUGUGAAAAGAGCAACGAGAGAGCAUUCAAAUAUGAGUGACAUAUUUGAAUACAUCCGUAUAAUAAUGGGAUUUUCAAUGAAUGCAUAUACAUCCAUAGCUUCUAAGUGCGAAAAAUUAUAUAAUAUUCUUUUUGAAAAGAAAUGGAAGAUCACAUACAUCCCUGAUGGAUUGAUCAAGUCAACAAAGAUUGACUAUGCCAAUGAUUUUGAUGAAGGAUUCUUUUCCGAUGAUAAUCUUGAUUGA
This is a messenger RNA of Trichomonas vaginalis G3, 2298 nucleotides long. Its product is annotated as armadillo (ARM) repeat-containing protein family. Lineage: Eukaryota; Parabasalia; Trichomonadida; Trichomonadidae. The coding region runs from base 1 to 2298 and encodes 765 amino acids. The record is from RefSeq and is a predicted model, not a curated record. The transcript has a single exon.